AUGCAGGUGCCACAGGAUGGAGAGGACUUUGCUGGCCAACCCUGGUACCACGGCCCACUGUCCCGCCAGAAGGCUGAGGCCCUCCUCCAGCAAGAUGGUGACUUCUUAGUUCGUGCAUCUAAGUCCCGUGGGGGCCACCCUGUGAUCUCCUGCCGUUGGCGGGGCUCAGUCCUACACUUCGAGGUGUUCCGUGUGGCCCUGCGCCCCCGGCCAGGCCGGCCCACAGCCCUCUUUCAGCUGGAGGAUGAGCGUUUCCCAAGCCUGCCUGCCCUGGUUCGCAGCUAUGUGACCGGCCAGCGUACACUGUCCCAGGCCACGGGAGCUGUGGCAUCCAGGCCAGUGACGCGGCAAGGACCUAUUCGACGCAGCUUUAGUGAAGACACCCUCCCAGACGGCCCGGCUUGGACAGAGCCACUCAGGGCUAGGAAGCGGAGUGACAGUCAGCCCGCAGGCUUGGAGCAUAUGGGGCAGCCAACAGAAGACCACCCUGGUUCAGGAGCUUCCACUAUGCCUGCAUCUGCCCUGCCUCGGACAGGUAGUGACUCCGUGUUGCUAAAGGUGCCCGUUCCCCUGGGGUCCAUUGCUGACAGCCUCAGGGCCUCUGAUGGGCAGCUUCAUGCCAAGGCACCAACCAAGCCACCUCGAACAUCCUCACUGAUGCUGCCUGAUGCCUCUGGAUGCCCCCCAACGUACUGUGAGCUGGUGCCCCGAGUGCCCAGGGUCCAGGGAACACCUGCUGGCCACAGCUGCCCAGAGCCAGAGGCACCAUGGUGGGAGGCUGAGGAGGAGGACGGAUGUUUUGCAAGACCGCAGGCAGAGGUCCCUUUCUGCCCACCUGACAACACCUUCUGCCUGCUGGGCUCCCAGAAUCGGCCUCUGGAAACUGAAGUCCUGCAUACUCUCCAUGGCCUGUUCCUGGAGCACCAUCCUGGGAGCACUGCUCUCCACCUGCUAUUGGUGGAUUGCCAGGCGACUGGCCUCCUGGGAGUGACCAAGGCUCAGCGGGGCGCCAUGGGGGUCGCCUCUGGUCUGGAACUGCUCACACUUCCCCAUGGGCAUCGCUUGAGGUUGGAACUGCUGGAGAGGCUCGAGACGCUGGCACUGGCGGGGGCGCUGGCAGUGCUGGGCUGCGCAGGGCCGCUGGAGGAGCGCGCGGCCGCCCUGAGGGGCCUGGUGGAGCUGGCCCUGGCGCUGCGGCCAGGGGCGGCGGGAGACCUGCCCGGACUGGCCGCGGUCAUGGGCGCCUUGCUCAUGCCCCAGGUGUCGCGGUUGGAACGCACGUGGCGCCAGCUGCGAAGGAGCCACACCGAGGCUGCGCUGGCCUUCGAGCAGGAGCUGAAGCCACUGAUGCGGGCGCUGGAUGAGGGCGCCGGACCCUGCGACCCGGGGGAGGUGGCGUUGCCGCACGUGGCGCCCGCGGUGCGCCUGCUGGAGGGCGAGGAACUCCCCGGGCCCCUGGACGAGAGCUGCGAGCGGCUGCUGCGCACCCUGCACCGGGCGCGUCUGCUGGCCCGGGACGCGCCCAGAUUCCGCGAGGCGGCGGCUCGGCGCCUGCGAGGCUGCUCUGGGGGAGCCAAGGAGCUGGGGCGCCGUGGGCCACACGUCUUGAGAAGUUCCAGCGCGUCCUCACCGUCCUGUCGCAGCGCCUGGAGCCUGACCAUUGAGAGCACUGACCGCCCCCAUCUUCACGCUGGGAUACCAAGGCUUCCAUGGAGACCAAGGAAGCCGCCCAAGCUUCCUCACACAGCCAAAUGCAGUGGGGACCUGCACCCUGCCUCACAGGAGGGGACCUGGUUUGCAAGAACCCACCCUGUGCCCUAA
Molecule: messenger RNA, 1821 nt
Organism: Globicephala melas (long-finned pilot whale)
Lineage: Eukaryota; Metazoa; Chordata; Mammalia; Artiodactyla; Delphinidae
Source: RefSeq, a predicted model, not a curated record